AUGCCUACCGUGCCAUUACAGUAUGAACCCUUGAAGUCUGUUCUGCUUUACAUAGAGCCUAAUAUACGGUUCCAAAUCUCUCUCUGCAUGCCAUCAAUCAGCACUCUCGAAAAACGGAUUCCAUUGAAAAUUGAGAAUUUAUCAUUUUCAAUGCCUCAAAAUGAAAAAUGUUUAAAAGUGAACGAAUACAACUAUCAACUGGGUGUAUAUCGUGAUUUCGGGCAUAUGGAUGUUCCUUCUGAAAUUCAACUAAUGAACGACAGAGGCGGUUGUCAACAUGAUAUCGAUCAAUAUGGAUUUUCUAUUAAUCCGGGGCGAAAUACAAUACUUCCAGGAGAUGUUGAUUUAAGGAAAGAGGAUCUACCAUUGACGGUGGGAAGUUAUUGCGAAGUAAUGGAGCAAGAGUAUGUUAAGAAAUUAAGAAUGCUCAGAAGAUUGCUCGCAGAACGAAUAAAUCAAGAAUACAACGAGGAAGAUGGGCUUCCUCGAACAUUUGGACCACCCCAGAUAUUUUUUCGAAGUCAUUUUGAAGAUUAUCCAGUCGAAUCAAUUGAAUAUCAUAUCGAGGAUACACAAUAUAGGCUGAUGCCAUAUCUCCACCGCCAAAACAACACAAAACCUACAUUCACUUGUUGGAUUCAAUUUACUGUGACUUCCCCAAACGGCCGUCAAUCCCGCCGGUUUUUAUAUAACAAAAAACUUUUCGAAGCGGAGAAAAACUUGAUCACAGCAUUGUUGGGAAAUCGAAAGUUAAUUAUAUCUGUGAAGAAUCUCAAAAUUGGGAAUGACAACGGAGUUUUUCGGUUUCCCGUGGCUACCAAAAUGAGCAUCGAGAAUUUACAAGUGCGAUAUUGGAAUGUACCAAGUUUUGAAGCGUUUGGUAAUAUCAUCGAUUCAUCUUCCCUGCCACUUCAACAAUUGAAACUUGGGAGUUCGAUUCAUUCUGCCGAUUUCACUCAUCGAAUUGUGAAAGAAUCUAAGAAAUUAGUAAUUGAUAACCAACUGCAUGAGCAUGGUUCUUGGACUCCGAUUCUACAAAAUCUCACUCAUCAAAACGUGUUGUUAGAGCGUGAAAACGAGCAUGAUCCACCAAAUAAUUACAUGGAUUUAGUUGAGAAUUGGCUGGAAACAGGUCGCCCGCUUGGGACUACUUUUAGUUUGGGAAUCCAGGAGGAAGAGACCGUGAAACAAUGUCUAGAGACUUUAAAGCAACGACAUGACGUUAUAACAUCGUCUGAGAGGCAAGUACAACUUCGUAUUAACAAUUGUUCAAUGCUAAAUGUUUGUUAUGAAGACACUAAUCGACCAAUCAGCAGGUUUUGGCGUCAUAAUCCAGAAUGGUUGUUAAGUUUGACAGUUGUUCGUGCAACAUCUGAUUAA
Caenorhabditis remanei is the source of this 1380-nucleotide messenger RNA. RefSeq lists its product as uncharacterized. NCBI's taxonomy places the organism in Eukaryota, Metazoa, Nematoda, Chromadorea, Rhabditida, Rhabditidae. The coding region runs from base 1 to 1380 and encodes 459 amino acids. The transcript is spliced from 3 exons. The record is from RefSeq and is a predicted model, not a curated record.